Messenger RNA from Asparagus officinalis (garden asparagus), 1071 nucleotides. RefSeq names its product protein FAR1-RELATED SEQUENCE 5-like. The record is from RefSeq and is a predicted model, not a curated record. The transcript has a single exon. Bases 1 to 1071 code for a protein of 356 amino acids. Lineage: Eukaryota; Viridiplantae; Streptophyta; Magnoliopsida; Asparagales; Asparagaceae.
AUGGAUAACUUAGGCACUGAAGCUAAUGAAGUAAACUUGGACGACGAUGAUUUGAUAUAUACUCCUCAAGUUUCAGAUGAGUUGAGGCCAAAAAAAGGGCAAGAAUUUGACACAAUAGAUGAUGUUUUGACAUUCUAUAAUGCUUAUGCUAAAGCAGCUGGGUUUAGUGUAAGGUCUUCGACUACUUGCAAAGAGCCGGGAAGUUGUGAAAUAAGAAGGAAGGAGUAUGUUUGUUUUAAACAAGGAAAAUCUUUAAAAAUCGCGGAUGUUGGAAAGAAAAGACGUCGGGGAAACUUAGCUGAGGAUUGUACUGCCAAAAUUGCUGUUUUGAAAUCAAACUCUGGAAAAUACAUUGUUACUAUUUUUAAUGAGGAGCACAGUCACCCACUAUCAACACCAUCAAAUGUUCAUCUUUUAAGAUCUCAUCGUAACGUUUCAGCCGCAACAAAGUUUCUAACUAAACAGUUAUCCAUGGUGAAUAUACCUCAGCAUCAACAAUUCAGUUUUCUUGGAGUACAAUCAGGAGGUAUAGAAAAUAUUGGGUGCACUCAAAGAGAUUUGUAUCAUCAUGAAAGGGAUAUAUGGGCUGAUUUGAAGGGGCAUGAUGGUGAAAUAUUUUAUGAAUAUUUAAAAUUAGAACAAGGAAAGAAUCCCGCAUUUACUUUUCAAAUUGAGGCCGAUGAGGAACAAAAGAUUACUCGUUGUUUUUGGUCCGAUGCAAGAUCAAGGCGGGCUUACAAAUUUUUCGGUGAUGUUGUAAUCUUUGAUACUACUUACAACACUAAUCGCUAUGGCCUUAUAUUUGCACCAAUAAUGGGGGUUAACAAUCAUGGUCAAACAAUUAUUUUUGCUUGUGGAUUUUUGAAUCAUGAGAGCGUUGAUGAUUUUGUGUGGUUAUUUAAUCAAUUUUUGGAAAGUAUGCCUGGUGGUGCCCCGAAGAUGAUUAUUACCGAUCAAGACCCAGCGAUGACUAAGGCAUUCCCUCUUGUUCUUCCAAAUACUUUUCACAGGCAUUAUAGUUUAUGUAUAUUAUUAAAAAUAUUUAUAUGCAUAGUCUUUCUUUUUAUGUGA